UCACUUGUGGUGACACUACUCGGUGCUCAAAAGGGUCAGCAGAGACAAACCACACCCAGUUCAAUGACGUUAAACCUGUGCUGCCAAGAGCGAUGGCGUCGGUGUCAGAAAUGUACGACGUAACCUGGGAAGAAAUGAGAGACAAGCUGCGGAAGUGGAGGGAGGAUAACCACAGAAACAGUGAGCAAAUCGUGGAUGUUGGUGAAGAAUUGAUAAAUGAGCAUGCAUCCAAACUUGGAGAUGACAUAUGGAUUAUUUAUGAGCAGGUGAUGAUAGCUGCGUUGGACUGCAGUCGGGAUGAUUUGGCUUGGACUUGUCUACAGGAACUGAAGAGGCAGUUUCCAGGUAGCCAACGAGUGAAGCGAUUAGCAGGCAUGCGGCUGGAGGCUUUGGAAAAGUACGAGGAUGCCAGCAAGCAGUAUGAUUCAAUACUGCAAGACGAUCCCACCAAUACAGCGGCGAGGAAGAGGAAGAUCUCGAUUCUGAAGGCCCAGGGGAAGAGCGCCGAGGCCAUCCGCGAGCUCAACGAGUAUCUGGAGCAGUUCGUCGGAGACCAGGAAGCGUGGCACGAGUUGUCGGAACUCUACAUCAACGAGCACGACUAUGGAAAAGCAGCCUUCUGUCUGGAGGAGCUGAUGAUGACCAACCCUCACAAUCACUUGUACUGUGAGCAGUACGCUGAGGUGAAGUACACCCAGGGGGGGCUGGAAAACCUGGAGCUGUCCAGAAAGUAUUUUGCCCAGGCUCUGAAGCUGAACAACAGGAACAUGAGGGCCUUGUUCGGUCUGUAUAUGUCGGCAAGCCACAUUGCUGCCUGCCCCAAAGUGAACGCCACGGUGAAAAAGGCAAAUGUGAGGUAUGCUGCUUGGGCCACCAAUCAAAUCAACCGAGCCUAUCAGCUGGCCGGUCGCGGGACGAAGGAGAACAAAUGCUCCGUGAAGGCCGUGGAGGAGAUGCUGGAGUCCAUGCAGAUCACCAUGUCCUAGGCCCUCCCCCCCCCCAACCCCCCGUUCCCCCCGUUCUACAUGGCUCAACAAGGCAGCUCUGUUGGCUCAAUGCUGUGCACCCCCCAGACUCGACCACCACCUCCCCUCCCUCUGUUUUUUGAUGAUUUAGAGCAGGUCUGUCCUUUUAUAGUGCAGUACUUUUAACCCAAGCCCUAUCUAAGCAAAUAUAAUGCACUAUAUGAGAUAUAGGGUGACAUUUGAGACGUAGGCCAGGUAGAGGAUGCUCCCGCGUUGUCAGGGACUGAGAUGUGAGUAGAGAAGAGGCUAAUAAAUACUAAUCUAAAGCGAGGGCUUCGACAGGUCCGUCUGUAUGCAGCUAGGCCCUCCCAACAUUUCCUUAUGUCUGUAAAUGAAAAAAAAAAAACGUUUUUAUCAUAACUAUUGUUUUUUUUCUCUGUCAGUCCAUCCAGAUGUCUUAAUAAAGGCUUGAAUUGUUUGCGGUCUGGAGCAAAUUUUCUCAUUCA
This is a messenger RNA of Oncorhynchus kisutch (coho salmon), 1471 nucleotides long. RefSeq names its product ER membrane protein complex subunit 2. Gene Ontology annotation, molecular function: protein binding. Bases 93 to 986 code for a protein of 297 amino acids. NCBI's taxonomy places the organism in Eukaryota, Metazoa, Chordata, Actinopteri, Salmoniformes, Salmonidae. The transcript is spliced from 11 exons. The record is from RefSeq and is a predicted model, not a curated record.